CGGAGCCUCAGCUGAGCAACAAGUGGAGCAGCAGCAGCAGCAGCAGCAACAGCAGCAGCAGCAACAGCAGCAGCAGCAGCAGCAACAACAGCAGCAGCAACAGCAGCAACAGCAGGAGCUGAAGAAGAGAGAGGGAGAGAGACUGAGGAUCAACAGAGAGGUGGUGUUCGGUCGUGAGCGUGGACGAUGAGAGCGUCACUGACGAUCACGCUGCUCUGCGCCCUGGCUGCUGCUGCUGUUGUCCAGGAGCCCGACCACAGUCACGGCUGUGCCCACGGCAGCUGCUACCCGGCAACGGGAGACUUGCUGGUGGGUCGAGAGAAGAACCUGAAGGCCUCGUCCACAUGUGGGAUGAGGAGGAAGGAGCCGUACUGUAUCGUCAGUCACCUGCAGGACGAGAAGAAGUGUUUCGAAUGCGACUCCAGGCGACCUUACGACCCCGUCUACAACACCAUCAACCACCGGAUAGAGAACGUGAUCACCACCUUCAAACCUCACCGCAAGAAGUCCUGGUGGCAGUCUGAGAACGGAAAGUCUGACGUCUUCAUCCAGUUGGAUCUGGAAGCAGAGUUUCAUUUCACCCACUUGAUUAUGACCUUCAAGACGUUCCGUCCCGCGGCCAUGCUGAUCGAGCGCUCGUCAGACUUCGGUCGCACCUGGCAGAUCUACCGCUACUUUUCCCACGACUGCGCGACCACGUUCCCCGGAAUCUCCCAGGGUCCUUUGCGUAACAUUAACGACGUCGUCUGUGAGACGCGUUAUUCGGAUAUUGAGCCGUCAACAGAGGGGGAGGUGAUCUACAGAGUGUUGGAUCCAUCCAUCAGGAUUGAGGAUCCGUACAGCCCGAGCAUCCAGAACCAGCUGAAGAUCACCAACAUCAGAGUGAACUUCACCAAACUCCACACGCUGGGAGACAACCUGCUGGACCCCAGGGCAGAAAUAAAGGAGAAGUAUUACUACGCCAUGUAUGAGCUCGUCAUACGUGGGAACUGCUUCUGCUACGGCCACGCGUCGGAGUGCGCGCCCAUCGACGGCAUCAAGGACGAUAUAGAAGGAAUGGUUCACGGCAGGUGUGUGUGCAACCAUCACACCAAGGGUUUGAACUGUGAGCGGUGCGAUGACUUCCACAAUGACCUGCCAUGGAAACCUGCAGAGGGACGCAACACCAACGCCUGCAAGAAGUGUAUCUGUAACAGCCACUCAAACCAGUGUCACUUCGACAUGGCGGUGUUCUUGUCCACGGGGAACGUCAGCGGCGGCGUGUGUGACAACUGUCAGCACAACACCGUCGGCCGCAGCUGUGACACGUGCAAACCUUUCUACUACAAAGAUCCUUUCAAGGACAUCAGAGACCCGCGAGUCUGCGUCGCGUGUGACUGCGACCCGGACGGUUCUCUGAACGGGGGCAUUUGCGACAGCCACACGGAGCCUUCCCUCGGCAUGAUGGGAGGUCAGUGCCGCUGCAAAGCCAACGUCGAGGGUCCGCGUUGUGACAAGUGCAAAACCGGCUUCUUCGGCCUGAGUGCUGAGAAUCCUCAGGGCUGCCAGCCGUGCUGGUGCGACAACAGAGGAACCGUGACAGGAAGCUCCCAGUGUGACCCGGUCAGCGGAGACUGUUUCUGCAAACGUCUCGUUACUGGACGCAGCUGUGACAAGUGUCUGCCAGAACACUGGGCUCUGAGCCACGACCUGAACGGAUGCAGAGGCUGCGAGUGUGACGUCGGAGGAGCGCUGGACAACCAGUGCUCCAUGGAGAGCGGUCAGUGUCGCUGCCGCACUCACAUGACGGGACGUCAGUGUACGCAGGUGGAGUCUGGAUAUUUCUUCAUGGCUCUGGAUCACCUCCUGUAUGAGGCCGAGUUGGCCAAAAUGGGACAGGGCUGUACCCUGGAAACCAGGGAGCAUCAGCCGGGUCGUCCUGCCUCCUGGACGGGCUUUGGGUUUUCCCGGGUGCCUGUGGGCGGAACCCUGGAGUUCCACAUCACUGACGUCCCUUACUCCAUGGAAUACGACCUCCUUAUUCGCUACGAAUCACAGAUGCCGCGGGACUGGGAGGAUGUGAGAAUAACGGUGAUCCGUCCUGGGCCGAUUCCGACCAGCAGCCCGUGUGGAAACACCAUCCCAGAUGAUGACAGACUCACCGUGUCCUUGCCAGCUGGAGCCAGGUAUGUGGUCACUCCUCAGCCCGUGUGUCUGGAGAGAGGCGUGACGUACACCGUCCGCCUCGAGUUCAGACGCUACCAGGACGCCAACAGCAUCAUCAACGGAGCCGCCGACGCUAUCGUCCUCGUGGACUCGAUCGCCUUGAUGCCGCGUCAUUCCUCCAUGGAGAUGUUCAGCGCCGGCGACGCGGCCUCGAGCGUACGGAAGCAGACGUACGAGCGUUACCGCUGUCACGAGGGGGCGAAGAGUGUGACCCGUCCACAGAUGAGCGACACCUGUGCCAAACUCAUCACCAGCAUGUCGGCCAUCAUCAACGACGGCGCUCUGCCUUGUAAUUGCGACCCUCAGGGAUCCGUCAGCUCUCUGUGUGAUGCCCGAGGCGGCCAGUGUCGCUGCAGACCCAAUGUGAUCGGCCGGCGAUGUGACCAGUGUGCUCCAGGAACUUAUGGCUUUGGACCCUCCGGCUGCGUCGCCUGCAGUUGCAGCUUGGAAGGCUCCGUGACGCGACUCUGCGACAAGUUCAGCGGUCAGUGCCAGUGUCGCCCAGGGGCGUUCGGUCAACGCUGCGACGGUUGCCAGACGGGUCACUGGGGUUUCCCCAGCUGUCGCCCGUGCCAGUGUAACGGACACGCAGACCAGUGCGACCAGAGGAGCGGCGUCUGCGCCAGCUGUCGGGACAACACCGGAGGAGACAAGUGUGACAGGUGUGCCAACGGUUACUAUGGCAACCCAGUUCUGGGCAGACCCUCCAGUGGUCAGUGUCGCCCGUGCCCCUGUCCGGACGGGCCCAACAGUGGACGCCACUUUGCUGCGUCCUGUUACCAGGACAACCGCAACAGACAGAUAGUCUGCAACUGUAACCAGGGCUACACAGGCGCUCGGUGUGAUGAAUGUGCCCCGGGUUACUACGGUAACCCCUCGCAGCCUGGAGGCCGCUGUCAGCCGUGCCAGUGCAACAACAACAUCGACAUGUCGGACGUGGACGCAUGCGACAAGAGGACAGGAGAGUGCAGGAAGUGUCUCUACAGCACGGAGGGAUCGGCCUGCGCCAUCUGCACAAGCGGAUAUUUUGGGGAUGCUUCGCGACGCAACUGCAGGAAGUGCACGUGUAACUUCCUGGGCACUGAGCGCAGUCAGUGUGUGGAGCGCACAGACUGUGUGUGUCAGCGCGCCACAGGCCAGUGUCAGUGUCUGCCCGACGUCGUGGGUCUGACGUGUGACCACUGCGCCCCCAACUAUUGGAACCUGGCCAGCGGGAAAGGCUGCGAGUCGUGCGGCUGCGACCCCAACAACUCUGUCACCUCCUCGUGUAACGAGUUCACCGGUCAGUGUCAGUGUCGUGACGGCUUCGGAGGGAAGACGUGUACAGACUGUCAGGAGAACUACUGGGGAGACCCCAGGACCCAGUGCAGAGCGUGUGACUGUGACUGGCGUGGCAUCGAGACGUCUCAGUGCAACCGCAUGACCGGCCACUGCGUCUGCCAGCAGGGGGUGUCGGGCGUGCGCUGCGAUCAGUGCGCCAGAGGCUUCUCAGGCCAGUUCCCGCACUGUGAGCCCUGCCACAAGUGCUUCGGGGACUGGGAUCGCAUCGUGCAGGACCUGGCGGUGCGUACCAAGGCUCUGGCGGACCGUGCCCAUGAGAUUCAGACCACUGGGCUCACGGGGGCCUACGAGAAGGCCUUCAGAGACCUGGAAGACAAACUGGCAAAGGCUCAGGGGAUCGUCAACGCACGCAACGCCACCGCUGCAGCCGUCACCACCCUCAUGGAGCUUAUUGAAGAUCUGAGAUCACAGAUCAGUGAAACCACCGACACUCUGAACCGUCUGGAAGGAGAUUUAACCAACGUACAGGACAGCAACUCUGAGGUGAGCAAGGAGCUGAGUUCUCUGGAGAGAGAAGCCAAAGAACUCAACCUCACUUCAGAGCAGCUCCACCAUCAACUGGAUAUCCUGAAAAACUCCAACUUCUUAGGUGCGUACGACAGCAUCCGCAGCUCCUACAACAAGUCCCGGGACGCCGAGCGACGUGCCAACGUGUCGACAACCACCCGGCCCAGCACCAUCAGUCAGUCUGCAGACACACGCCGCCGCACCGAGCGCCUCAUCACCGCCAAGAAGGACGACUUCAACCGGAAAAAUGCAGCCAACAAGCGCUCGCUGGGAGACCUGAGCACCAGAGUACAGGGCCUGAACCUGAAGAAGAUCAACGAGAAGGUGUGUGGCGCCCCGGGAGAUGCUCCCUGUGCGGAAAGCCCGUGUGGAGGUGCUGGUUGCCGUGACGACGAGGGAAACCGUCACUGCGGAGGCCUGAACUGUAACGGUGCUGUGGCGGUCGCUGACAGCGCUCAGGAGAAAGCCAAAUUCGUGGAGAAGGAGCUGAACAAAGUGAUGGGAGAAGUGCAGGGACUCUUUCUCAAGGUGGCAGAGGCCAAGACUAAGGCAGAGGAGGCUAAAGGUAAAGCCCAAGCAGCGCUGGACAAAGCCACGUCCACCAAAAACAAAGUGGAGCGCUCCAACGACGACCUGAGAGACCUGAUCAAACAGAUCAAAGACUUCCUCACUCAGGAGGGAGCAGACCCGGACAGCAUCGAGGCGGUGGCCAACCAGGUUCUGGAACUCUCCAUCCCCGCUUCGCCGCUCCAGAUCAGACACCUGGCCGACGAAAUCAAGGACCGCGUCCGCAGCCUGUCCAACGUGGACGCCAUCCUGGCGAAGACGCAGGACGACGUCCGCAAGGCGGAGCAACUGCUGCUGGAUGCCAAGAGAGCGAGACAUCGCGCUGAGGGAGUAAAGACCACAGCAGAGACGGUGAAACAGGCCUUGGUGGACGCUAAGACUGCGCAGACGUCGGCAGAGAAAGCCAUCGCGAGAGCCAAAGUUGAUAUUGACCUGACUGAGACCCGACUGGCACAGAUUGAGUCAGAGACGUCCAACAGUGAGAAGAACCUGGACGAUGCCAUGAGGCGUCUGGGCUCCCUGGGACAGGACAUCAACACUUUGAAGACCAAACGUGCCAACAACAGCAUGGCGGCGGCCCUCGCUGAAGAGACGGCCACCAUGGCACGAGACAGGGCCAACGAAGCCAAGCAGAUCCUGGACGGUCAGCUGACAGACAAAUACCACGAGGUGCAGCAGCGAGUGGACACCAAGGCCAAGGCCGUGCACGACGCCAAGAGAAGAGCCGAGAACCUCCGAGACGAAGCCAAGGAGCUGCUGAGAGACGCUCAGAGCAAACUGCACAGACUAGCAGACCUGGAAAAGAAGUACGAGGAGAACCAGCGGCAGCUGGAGGGUAAAGCUGGUCAGCUGGACGGUUUAGAGGACAAGAUGAAAGCCAUCCUCCAUGACAUCAACAAACAGAUCCAGAUCUACAACACGUGCCAGUAACUCACCACCGCUCCAUCGUUUACAGAGACGGGUCCAUCGUUGUGUCACUGCUGUCAAACUUCAGAUUUUAAAAUACUUACAUGAAAUACACAAAUGAAGACGUGCGUGAAUCAGUUAUUUUCCUGAUGAAGUCAACACGUCAUAAAAUAAUCAGUGAAAAUGUUCAUUUUGAGGAAUAAAUCGAAUUCUGAGAUUAAUAAUCAGAAUUCUGAGAUUAAUGGCAGAAUUCUCAGAUUAAAGUCAGAAUUCCUGAAUUAAAGUCAGAAUUUUUAGGAAUAAAGUCAGAAUUCUGGGAUUAAUGUCUGAAUAUUUGAGGAAUAAAUGUCUUAUUUUGUCCACAAACCAAAAGCAAAAUGAAGCAAAGAAAGCAGAAAAUAUUCACAUUCAAGAAGCUGAAAAAUCGAUUCAUCAUUUGAAGAAUCAAUCGCUGCAGCCCUAGAUUAAACAUCCAAAGUGUCUGAUGUCACAUAUGCUAUUUGAAUUAAAUAUGCACACAUUACUUUGGCCUUUUAAUUUAAAAAAAAGAAUCUGUAAAUGUGUUUUGAGAAAGAAAAAGAGGAAAAUUAUAUUUUUAGAAAAGUCUCUCAGAGAUUUUAGGUGAAAACGAUGUUUUGCAAACGAGCUGCAGUUGAAUAAAUAUUUAUCACAUGUUUUGUUUUUUAUUUAGAGGGACAGUUGCAUAUUUAGCGGGUCGUCGUUUUCUACUGGACGUAUAUUCUGAGCUGUGCUCAUCACACGUGGACUUCAGUGUCUUCUUCUCACAACAGGAGUCAGAAUGAAGUUUAUUUUAAGUGAAGAAAUAGAAAAGGUUUUUUACAUAAUUUAGUGCAGAGACAGUGUUGUCGUUAAAGGGGAACGUUUUUGCUCCGGCUUCAGAGCUGGGAGCAUUCAGAACUGUUUACUCACGAGUCUACAAUCAAAGUUCAUUCCUUUCCUCAACAACUCGUGUCUCCAGUUGUGGAAAGCAGCGCCAAUGUUGCUUCAUGUUCGGCUUCUGUGUAUGUAUGGCAUUAGUUUUGUCGGAGAGUGCACAAUCCUUACGUCUCUUAUCCAAACAACGUCAAAGUCGGAACUGCACACAUCAUUUUGAGGAGUAAAGUCCGAAUUCUGAGAUUAAAUUCAGAAUUCUGAGAUUAAUGUCAGAAGUUUUGAGGAAUAAAGUUAGAAUUAUGUGAAUAAUGUUCAAAGUUUGAGGAAUAAAGUCAGAAUUCUGAGAUUAAUGUCUGAAUUUUGAGGUAUAAAGUGAGAUUAAUGUCCACAUUUUGAGGAAUAAAGUAAAUAUUGUUAGAUUAAUGUCCACAUUUUGGGGAAUUAAGUCAGAAUUUUGAGGAGUAAAGUCAGAAUUCUGAAAUGAAUGUCCUAAAUUUGAGGCAUAAAGUCAGAAUUCUGAGAUUAAGUGCCCUUAGUGAGUCACCUGCCAAAAUUUGAACCAUUGCACAGUUUUGUGAUGAACAGUCAGAUAAUCUGAAUAUCUGUUGGUGCUGCACUGAGUGAGAGCGGGCAGAAGCUUCUCAUUUAACAUUUCUUUCUUCUUCUUACUUGUGCAGUGCUGCCCUCUACAGAUCAGUAAUGUUUCACUGCUGCCUUUCCUAUGUCCAAAGUCAUCCUAUGACUCUUCUUGCCUUUGACAGGCAAGUGUCAGCGCGAUGACGCACAUGUUUGUUUGUUCUUACUACUGUGAUGGGAUUUUUACAUAUUAUAAUCACUUUGUUGCCUCGUGAAGAUGAAGAUAAAACGGUGCGUUGAUGCUGUGCCGGUAUAUUUGUGUACUGUUUGCAUGACGGUGUGUGUUUUACAAAACAAGCUUUAAUUAUAAAAAACUGAAGUGUACACAAACAGCAUCUCUGUGUCAGCCACAUUGUAUUCAUGAAUAACUGCCAAAAACAUGUGAGACGUGUGUAAAGUUUUGUCAAUAAAGCUGAAGAAAUUUU
Molecule: messenger RNA, 7481 nt
Organism: Solea solea (common sole)
Lineage: Eukaryota; Metazoa; Chordata; Actinopteri; Pleuronectiformes; Soleidae
Gene: lamb2
Product: laminin, beta 2 (laminin S)
Exons: 34
Coding region: 187-5550 (1787 amino acids)
Biological process (GO): basement membrane assembly; substrate adhesion-dependent cell spreading; cell migration
Cellular component (GO): laminin trimer
Molecular function (GO): extracellular matrix structural constituent
Source: RefSeq, a predicted model, not a curated record